This is a messenger RNA of Lachnellula hyalina, 627 nucleotides long. RefSeq lists its product as uncharacterized. Gene Ontology annotation, cellular component: cytosol. The transcript has a single exon. Gene Ontology annotation, biological process: glutathione metabolic process. The annotation marks the transcript as partial. Gene Ontology annotation, molecular function: 5-oxoprolinase (ATP-hydrolyzing) activity. Lineage: Eukaryota; Fungi; Ascomycota; Leotiomycetes; Helotiales; Lachnaceae. The record is from RefSeq and is a predicted model, not a curated record.
AUGCAGAAGUACUUACACCUCCUAGUGGAAGAAAUCCAAUCCGCGGCCGAACACGCCGUCCGCGACAUGCUCAAAACGAUCCACACAACCACGCACGGCGCCCCCCUCCACGCAACCGAUUACAUGGACGACGGGACGCGCAUCCAACUAAAAGUAACCAUCGACCCCUCGAGCGGCGGUGCCGUCUUCGACUUCACAGGCACCGGGCCAGAAGCAUUCGGGAACUGGAACGCCCCGAUCGCCAUAACCAACUCGGCGAUAAUCUUCUCCCUGCGCUGUCUAGUCAACACAGACAUCCCCCUAAACCAAGGCGCCAUCCGCCCCAUCACGACCAUCAUCCCGCCCAACUCCCUCCUACACCCGAGUCCGGAAGCGGCAGUAUGCGCAGGCAACGUGCUAACGAGCCAGCGCAUCGUAGACGUGGUGUUCCGGGCCUUCGGCGCGUGUGCUGCCAGUCAGGGCUGUAUGAACAACCUGACGUUCGGCACGGACGACGCGGAGAACGGGUGGGGGUACUACGAGACGAUCUGCGGGGGCAGUGGGGCGGGGCCGUCGUGGCGGGGCACCGGGGGCGUGCAUACCAAUAUGACGAAUACGCGGAUCACGGAUCCGGAGAUCCUAGAGCGG